UCACCUGUGUGCGGCUCACCUGGCUGGUCUUCGCAGUCACGUGAGGGGGGGGGUGGGGACCAGGUGAGUGGAGUUUCUCUGCUCAGUUGUCAUCGGGCUUUUUCGCUGCUCAGUGGACAUUUUUUUUUUGUGCGCAGGAGGGGACGAAGCGAAUGUGAGGGAAGAAAGGGGACAGGGGACAGGGGACAGAGGACAGAGACGUUUCUGCUCGGUUCAGAGCGAGCAGAACACGGGGAAGGAGAGAGAGAAACGCACACAGCGAGGGAGGGCGGAUUGGCGGAGUGCGCAUAUUUCAAGCCCUCGGGAGAGAGAGCGAGUUCGCUGCCCCUCUCCCCCCGCCCCUCGCCUCCGCCUGCUCACCCCCAGACGCGGAGGCUCUCAUGGCGUCGGCCGGUAACUCCAGUGCCACCUCCGCCCCGAUGGUGAUCCCCAAGACGAAGACGAAGAAGAAGCACUUCGUCCAGCAGAAGCUGAAGGUCUUCCGGGCCAGCGAUCCCGUCCUCAGCGUGUUCAUGUGGGGAGUUAAUCACUCGAUCAAUGACCUCAGCCAGGUGCCAGUGCCUGUGAUGCUGCUGCCCGAUGACUUCAAGGCCAACACCAAGAUCAGAGUGAACAACCACCUGUUCAACAGGGAAAAUCUGCCCGGUCACUUCAAGUUCAAGGAGUACUGCCCGCAGGUUUUCCGGAACCUCCGAGAGCGCUUUGGGAUCGAGGACCAGGAUUACCAGGUGUCGCUGGCGCGCAGCCCCCCCGCCAGCGGGGAGGGGGAGGAGGGGCUGUUCCUCACCUCGUACGACCGCACCCUCGUCAUCAAGCAGAUCUCCAGCGAGGAUGUGGCCAACGUGCACAGCAUCCUGUCUGAAUACCACCAGGUACCGGCACCCCUUUUUCACUCAGCACAUGAGGGGCUCUACAAACACGUAGGAUCGCUGGUGUCCAGGGAAGCAAGUGACAAAGAGAAGGUGAAGGAGCUGCCCACCUUCAAGGACAUGGACUUCAGGAACAACAUGCAGAAGGUGUACGUGAGCGAGGAGCAGCAGGAGAGGUUCAUGGAGAAGCUCAACAGAGACGUGGAGUUCCUGGUGCAGCUGAAGAUCAUGGACUACAGCCUCCUGCUGGGGAUCCAUGACGUUUCGCGGGCGGAGCAGGAGGAGGAAGAGGAGGAGCCCUGUCACAAGGAGGAGGCGGAGUCAGAGAACGGAUUGGCCAUCACGGGUUCCUAUGGCAACUCCCCCGAGGGAAUUGCUGGCUACUUGAACACCCACAAGCCACUGGGGCCAGGAGAGUUCGACCCCUAUGUCGAUGUGUAUGCAGUCAAGAGCGCCCCUGGUGCCCCCCAGAGGGAGGUGUACUUCAUGGGCCUGAUCGACGUGCUGACGCAGUACGACACCAAGAAGAAGGCGGCGCACGCGGCCAAGACGGUCAAGCACGGGGCUGGUGCGGAAAUCUCCACAGUGCACCCUGAGCAGUACGCCAAGCGCUUCCGAGACUUCAUCGCAAACAUCUUCGCAUAGCGCCCCCUACACCCGCCUGCCGGUUCUGCAGCCGCAGUACGACGAUGCUGUUUUUUUCUGGUCCUAGGUCCUACCUCUCCUGCUUUUCUUGGAUGUAAAUUACACGCUUAUUUAACAACCAAACAAGCAAAAAUAAAAUUUUAUUACCAAUA
Molecule: messenger RNA, 1666 nt
Organism: Lepisosteus oculatus (spotted gar)
Lineage: Eukaryota; Metazoa; Chordata; Actinopteri; Semionotiformes; Lepisosteidae
Source: RefSeq, a predicted model, not a curated record